CCUCCCGUCUCCCCUCAGCUCCCUGGAGGCACCGUCCCCGCUGCUCCACCCUGCCUGCAUGCUGCCUGGCUCCCAGAGCCCCGCUGGGAUGGGGGCACAACUUUGGGGAAGCCCCCCCCCCCCGCCCCGGCCCCCCAGGUGCGUCUUUAAGAGCCGCUCUUCGCCACCGCGUACUUUGUCCCUUGUCCCUCUGCGACGACGUGGCCGAGAGGAUAAUCCCUGCCUGCACGAGGUGAGGGCGAGCCGGGAGCACCUCAUCCUGGCACGCUUCCUCGCCGGCACGCUCCGCCGAUCCCCGCUCAGGGUGGGAAGGCGGGGGGGUCCCUCCCGGCCUGUGGUGGGGGGUGACGGCCGUCCCGUGGCUGCCCCGCUGUGGAUGAGGUGGCCAGGACCGGCGUGAUGGCGGAGAGCAGCUGGCUGGAGCGUCCCGGCUUGGAUAAAGCAGCCGGGGAGGAAUUCCUGCGGGAAGCCUUCCAGGUCCUGCUGGAUGAAGCCGUGCGGAAGGGGACGGAUGUGACCGAAAAGGUCUGUGACUGGAAGGAGCCCCAGGAGCUGCGGGAGCUGCUGGACCUGGAGCUGCGGAGCAGCGGGGAGCUGCCGGAGCGGCUACUGGAGCGCUGCCGGGACGUCAUCCGCUACAGCGUCAAAACCUGUCACCCUCGCUUCUUCAACCAGCUCUUCUCUGGCCUGGACCACCACGCGCUGGCAGGACGCCUGAUCACUGAGGCCCUCAACACCAGCCAAUACACCUACGAGAUCGCCCCGGUGUUCGUGCUGAUGGAAGAGGUGGUGCUGGCCAAGCUGCGGGAGCUGGUGGGCUGGAGCAGUGGCGAUGGCAUCUUCUGCCCAGGAGGCUCCAUCUCCAACAUGUAUGCCAUGAACGUGGCCCGGUUCCACUGCUUCCCGGAGAGCCGGCAGAAGGGCAGCUGGGCUCUGCCGCGCCUGGCCCUCUUCACCUCCCGGGAGAGCCACUACUCCAUCCAGAAAGGAGCUGCGUUCCUGGGCAUCGGCACCGACAACGUCCACCUGGUCGGCACCGAUGAGAGGGGGAAGAUGAUCCCCGAGGAGCUGGAGAAGGAGAUCCAGAGGGCGAAAGCUGAGGGUGCCAAGCCUUUCUUCGUCUGUGCCACCUGUGGCACCACCGUCCUGGGCGCCUUCGACCCGCUGGACGGCAUUGCCGACGUCUGCCAGCGCCACGGCCUCUGGUUCCACGUGGACGCAGCCUGGGGUGGCAGCGCCCUGCUCUCCGGCAAACACCGGCACCUCCUGACUGGCAUCGAGAGGGCCGACUCGGUGGCCUGGAACCCCCACAAGAUGCUGACAGUGGGUUUGCAAUGUUCGGCCUUCCUGCUCCGCGACACCUCUGGCCUCCUCCAGCGCUGCCACGGCGCCGGUGCCAUGUACCUCUUCCAACCCGAUAAAUUUUACGACGUCACCUACGACACUGGGGACAAGACCCUGCAGUGCGGCCGCCGGGUGGACUGCCUCAAGCUCUGGCUCCUCUGGAAAGCCGCCGGGACCGAGGGGCUGGCGCGCCGCGUCGAGCGGGCCUUCGCCUACACCCAGUACCUGGCCGAGGAGGUGAAGAGGAGGGACGGCUUCCAGCUGGUGCUGGAGCCAGAGUUCAUCAACCUCUGCUUCUGGUUCGUGCCCCCCAGCCUGCGGGGCAGGGAGGGCUCCCCGGAUUACUGGCCAAGGUUGGGGAAGGUGGCUCCCGCCAUCAAGGAGCGAAUGAUGAGGAAGGGGUCCAUGAUGGUGGGCUACCAGCCCCACGGUGCCAGGGUCAACUUCUUCCGCCAGAUCGUCACCAACCCCGCCGUCACCAAGGACGACUUGGAUUUCUUCCUGGAUGAGAUCGAGAGGCUGGGACAGGAUUUGUGA
Molecule: messenger RNA, 1881 nt
Organism: Haliaeetus leucocephalus (bald eagle)
Lineage: Eukaryota; Metazoa; Chordata; Aves; Accipitriformes; Accipitridae
Gene: CSAD
Product: cysteine sulfinic acid decarboxylase
Exons: 14
Coding region: 400-1881 (493 amino acids)
Biological process (GO): carboxylic acid metabolic process
Cellular component (GO): cytoplasm
Molecular function (GO): sulfinoalanine decarboxylase activity; pyridoxal phosphate binding
Source: RefSeq, a predicted model, not a curated record